Molecule: messenger RNA, 1648 nt
Organism: Prosopis cineraria
Lineage: Eukaryota; Viridiplantae; Streptophyta; Magnoliopsida; Fabales; Fabaceae
Product: probable pectinesterase/pectinesterase inhibitor 36
Biological process (GO): cell wall modification
Molecular function (GO): pectinesterase inhibitor activity; pectinesterase activity
Source: RefSeq, a predicted model, not a curated record
UAAACGAUGACAUUUGCUUCUCCACCGUUUUACCUGAUCUAAACACGUAGGACACACAUUACACAGUCCCAUUGAAUGACACAUAAACCUCUCUCUCUCUCAUCCAUGCAUGUGCCCCUCCCUCUCUCUCUCUUCACCUGUCUAUAAGUCAGCCAUCCAGACCACCACUUUCAGUGUACAUUGAUCAUCGAUCAUCACUCUCUCCAUCUCAAAAAAUGGCCGUCUCCAACGUCGCCUCCGUCCUUCUCCUGCUGUUGCUCUCGGCCACCACUAUGUCCACCGUCUUCUGUCGCCGUGAAAUGGAGCUGCUUCAGAUGGCCCAGACUCAAGUCCUUGAAGCUAAGACUUGGGUUGAGAUCAGUCGUCGUCAGAGUGGUGCCGCUAGCAAUUCGAUGCUUUCAUCAACGUCGGCGGUGGCUCCAGCGGAGCUGGGUGUGGCGCUCAGAGACUGUGCUAAGCUGUAUGAAGAGAGUGAGCACAGGCUGAAUCAGUUAGUGCUGUGGAAGGAGGAUCAGUAUCAGAAGCCUGGUUUCGACCGAGAAGAUGUUGUGACGUGGGUAAGUAGUGUAAUGAGUAAUCAUAGGACAUGUUUGGAAGGGUUGGAGGAGAAAGGGUACGUGGAAGCUGGUCAUCAGGGUUUGCAUAAAAACUUGACGACGUUGCUUGGAGAAGCUCUUCACUUGUUUGUGAAGAACAAGCCAAAAGCAAAAAUUUCAAGUUUGAAAAUUUUUUUCGAACUUGCAGAUGUAUCAGGGGAUGGAUUCUGGGGAAGAGACAUGACGAUUGAGAACAGAGCAGGUCCACAAGAUCACCAAGCGGUGGCGAUGAAAGUGAGCUCAGACCUUUCCGUCUUCUACAGAUGCAGCUUCAGAGGCUACCAAGACACACUCUACGUCCACUCCAAUCGUCAGUUCUACAGAGACUCCAUAAUUUCCGGCACCGUCGACUUCAUUUUCGGCGACGCCUCCGUUGUCUUUCAGAGCUGCGACAUCGUCCUCCGGCAACCAAUGUCUCACCAGCCCAACUUCAUCACAGCACAGGGACGGGACGACCCGAACGAACCCACCGGAAUUGUGAUCCAGAACUGUAGGGUUAGGGCGGCAGCGUCUGGCUCCGGCGGAGCAGCAGCAGCGACGAAAAACUACCUGGGAAGGCCAUGGAAGAAGUACUCGAGGACGGUUUUCAUGAAGAACGAUCUAGAUGGUUGCAUUGAUCCUAAAGGUUGGAGUGGAGAGUGGAGUGGUGGUUUUGCAUUAUCAACUUUAUAUUAUGCAGAGUACAUGAAUAAUGGUGCUGGUGCUUCUACUCAGAAUAGGGUGAAAUGGCCUGGCUUUCAUGUGAUCCGUGCUCCUUCGGAGGUUAGGCCGUUCUCCGUCGACGAGUUUCUGCUCGGAAGCCGGUGGAUUCCGGCCACCGGAGUGCCCUUCUCAGCCGGUGUGUUUAAAAUUUAUAUGUAGAAGUCCUGUAGAACUUGAAGAUGACGCCCGGUUAAUUACUUAAAUUAGGUAUUAUUGUAUUCUAUUAACUAGUUCCUGUUUUUGCCUAUUUGGAUAUAUCCUAAAGUGUGUGAUUCUAGGACAAUAUUAUAGCGUCCUAUUUGGGUACUUUUGUAUAAUUAAGUACUUCGGUCACGCUAGUAUUUUGGAUA